AUGUUGGAACUCCGUCUCGUUCAAGGUUCACUUCUCAAGAAGGUUCUGGAAUCGAUCAAGGAGUUGGUGAACGAUGCGAACUUCGACUGUUCUUCUACUGGUUUCUCUCUUCAAGCUAUGGAUUCCAGCCAUGUUGCUCUGGUGGCGCUGCUUCUCAGAUCGGAGGGGUUUGAGCAUUAUCGGUGUGACAGGAACCUUUCCAUGGGUAUGAAUCUUAACAAUAUGGCUAAGAUGUUGAAGUGCGCUGGUAAUGAUGAUAUCAUUACUAUCAAGGCUGAUGAUGGCAGUGACACUGUCACCUUCAUGUUUGAAAGCCCUACCCAAGAUAAGAUUUCUGAUUUUGAGAUGAAGCUGAUGGACAUUGAUAGUGAACACCUCGGGAUUCCGGAGGCUGAAUACCAUGCCAUUGUUAGGAUGCCAUCAGCUGAGUUUGCUAGGAUUUGUAAAGAUCUAAGCAGUAUUGGUGAUACCGUUGUCAUUGCGGUUUCUAAAGAGGGUGUCAAGUUUUCCACCAAAGGAGAUAUUGGAAGUGCAAAUAUAGUUUGCAGGCAGAAUACUACUGUGGACAAGCCUGAAGAAGCAACAGUCAUAGAGAUGAAUGAGCCUGUUGCCUUGCAGUUUGCCUUGAGAUACAUGAACUCUUUUACGAAGGCUACCCCUCUAUCCAGUUCGGUUACCAUCAGUCUGUCAAAUGAGCUGCCAGUUGUUGUUGAGUACAAGAUUGCUGAGAUGGGUUAUGUUCGGUUCUAUUUGGCUCCCAAAAUAGAGGAGGAUGAAGAAGAAACCAAACCACAAGAUUAG
Molecule: messenger RNA, 801 nt
Organism: Lathyrus sativus (Indian pea)
Lineage: Eukaryota; Viridiplantae; Streptophyta; Magnoliopsida; Fabales; Fabaceae
Source: the annotation of a GenBank genome assembly